This is a messenger RNA of Aphanomyces astaci, 1417 nucleotides long. RefSeq lists its product as hypothetical. Lineage: Eukaryota; Oomycota; Saprolegniomycetes; Saprolegniales; Verrucalvaceae. The record is from RefSeq and is a predicted model, not a curated record. The transcript is spliced from 3 exons. The coding region runs from base 499 to 1212 and encodes 237 amino acids.
GUGCUCGAUAACCACUGCUUGUGACCAGCAUUUAGAACGGGAUUUCGUGUGGGUCGACGUUGCAACACCCAUGUGCGUUCAAUCGCUUUAGUGGUCGAAGUCGGCAGUGUGCUGGUGAAAGGUCGUUGUCAAACUAUGUUGCGAGCUCAUUGCAAUUGUGGGGUAAUUGAACGCCAAGGGUAGCCACACGACUCGAGCGUCGCCCCCCGGUGGUCGGUCUGCAUCGUUACUAUUUGGUCUUGUUGUCUACCGGUAGGUACUGCGAAAGUUACGCACAACUGACGCGAGUAUGAACCAACCGGGGGUCUUGUUGGAUGGCUCUUGACUUUACGACCUCUUGGAAGUCUUGUCAUUCUUCAAGUUGCCAGCUAUGAAGUACUUCGCCCCUGCGUGCUUGCUCUUGGCCAUCUCGACCGCGACGUUGUGGGAUUCGGUUCUAAAAUUAGAAAUCUGGUACAUAACUGCUCCAAGGGCAUUCUACUCACUUGCCGCGCCACGAUGACCGACCACGACCCGCAAAACGACUUUCAGUUCACCAACGAAUCGCUCGACAAGUAUGCCACGUACGAAGACUACUUGGACUCGCAGAUUUCCGAGACGGACAUCUUCUACUUGGAAGACGAAGAGCUGGCGCGGCAACUCGUCGAGUUGGGCUACCGAGGGACUGGGGAAACACUUCGACGCGAGGACUUCGACGCGCGGAAAAAGAUGGAGCGUGACCGAAAUGCACAAAAGACAAACCUUCCCAAGCAGCUCGCGAGUGCCGGCAAGGACUUUUCGCAGCUUGCGUUCCUGUCGGCAUUGGCGAAUCGCGAAGAGAUGGUGCGCAACGGCAAGUUGACGUCGAUCGUUUUCAUUCGAGACCACAAUUCCAAAGGUCAAGAAGUCAGCGGGUACAUUGACUACGCGCUGCGACUCAAGUCGGAAGCGUUUGAGCCGUACUUUGAGCGCAAGAAGCGACUGCUGCCGAAACCGUCCGACUUGAGCUACUACAACUGGGAAACGCAAACGUGCACGUCCAAUUCAAGUCCAAACUUUCAGGUGAUUGCCGACAGCGAAACGGGGCUCCUGUUCAAGAACAAACGGGAUCGAAAAGUGAUCAACGUCGACCCCAAGGCCAAUCCAGGCGACAAUUCCACACGCACCGAAAUCAAAACCAACGAAUACAUGCAGGUGGUCAUAUACGACCACAUGACACGCCGCAAGAAUUAAUUGCGUCAUGAGCACUGCUAGCUAGCUAGUACUACUAGUAGUACUGCUCAAUAUUCGAGCAAUGUUUUUUGGCGUUUGGACGACGUAUACCGACGUUUUUGAAACGACUGGAUGAGGUCGGCCGCCGUUUGAAUGGGCGCAGCUUUGCUGUCGCGACGAGGUUUGCCGACUGGGGUUUCGGUGGCUGGCAGGGAUUCGGUCGAUG